This is a messenger RNA of Penicillium diatomitis, 1239 nucleotides long. RefSeq names its product PAS domain-containing protein. The record is from RefSeq and is a predicted model, not a curated record. Bases 1 to 1239 code for a protein of 412 amino acids. Gene Ontology annotation, molecular function: protein binding. The transcript has 5 exons. Lineage: Eukaryota; Fungi; Ascomycota; Eurotiomycetes; Eurotiales; Aspergillaceae.
AUGGACGUCACUUUCAUCACAAUCCACGGCAAGUCAGGGUGUCUCCAGGAUUUAUCGCGUGACGCUUCGAUCCUGUAUGCGUCAGACAGCAUCCAAGUGGUGCUCGGAUAUCAACCCCAGGAGGUGUUGAACCGAUCUUGUUGGGACUACUUUCAUCCCAAGGAAUUGCAAUUCGCUCGGAGUGUUCAUGGGCGUGGUGUGAGACUCGACAAAGCGGCAGUCCUCAAUUAUUGUUCUAUUCGCCACAAAAAUGGCUCUUGGGUUGGCUGUGAAUGCGUCUUCACGGUUGUCUACGAUGUCUUGAUCGCGAGUACGACCAUUUAUGGCCAGGGUCGAGGAAGUCAGAAGCGUGCCAUUGAUGCACCCAUUGUCCGCCAGCUUUUCGACUCCUCGCCGCAUGACCCGCGCUACCAUAUGCUCACAUUAUUAUCCGAUAAAUUCUCGCGACGGCUUGCCGAGCCACUUCACGAGCCCCGGGCGGCUCUCUUCGUCAAUCGAUUUACCCGAACUGCAACUAUAAUGUACGCUACGAGCGGCGUCACGGAGAUCCUCGGCCUUCAGCCGCAUCAGCUGGUCUCGAAGAGUUUCUUCUAUUGUAUACAGGAACGAUGUCUCCGCGACGCCGUGCGGUGCCUGGAAAGUGCCAAGGCCAACGACUCGAUUGCUUAUCUACGAUUCUGGUUCCGCAAUCCUUUGCUUGAUGAAGAUGUCGAUAUGGACACUGGAGGCCAUGCCGACCCCGCCUCUGGGACGAAUAACGAGUUCUCUGCUCGGGCGGGGCCUCCCAUUGAACUGGAGGCCGUCGUCUCUUGCACGUCGGAUGGACUCGUACCUGUCCCGGUCUACUCCAACGGCAUCUUUGCGGCCCCCUGGGCGCUCGAGCCCGUUUAUGCAUACGGCACGGCAUCAUACCCUGCUGAUGGCUGCGUGAACACCGCAUAUCCGGAAGCCAAGACAACGCUCUGCAGAGAGAAUGAGAUCUCGCCGCUGGGUCUGGGAGCCACAAUCGCCCCGACUCAGAAUUACAGCUCCAGACAGUUACCGCAUCCGGCUGCAUCGACCAAGACUGGCUUGACACGCGGUCCCCAGGAGAAUCUUCUUAUGGACACUAUUCGAGAUGUGGCUGUAUUUGCAUGGGGUAUUGUCGGUAUCAAUCGCUCUCUGGAGCAGCAUAAAUACGGGUCGCCGUCUGGAAAUGCCCAUCCAGACGUUACGAUGGAUGAGACGUGGGAAUUAUGA